Durio zibethinus is the source of this 1288-nucleotide messenger RNA. RefSeq names its product putative WRKY transcription factor 40. Gene Ontology annotation, molecular function: DNA-binding transcription factor activity; sequence-specific DNA binding. The record is from RefSeq and is a predicted model, not a curated record. NCBI's taxonomy places the organism in Eukaryota, Viridiplantae, Streptophyta, Magnoliopsida, Malvales, Malvaceae. Gene Ontology annotation, biological process: regulation of DNA-templated transcription.
UUCCUGGGGGGUAAUAUCUCAUUCCCUUGACAACUUUGAGACUUCUCAUCAUUUCUUUAGCUUCAGCCCACUGCCUUUUCUUGCCUGCUUCCCUGUUCUUGUUCUAUAGUACAACUUCUGUGAUGGAAUCAGCUUGGGUGGAUACUGCUUUGGACCUCAACAUCAAUCCUUUCUAUCAUAGCAACAAAACUCUGAAGGGAGAAUCCAAGGGAGAAGUGGCUGAUUCUGAUGUGAAGGUACCAGUUAAACAAGAGACUGGCGUUUUGGUGGAGGAAUUGAAUCGGGUUAACGCUGAGAACAAGAAGCUAAAUGAAAUGCUAACAGAUUUGUGCGAGAAAUACUACUCCUUGCACAACCAAUUUAUGGAAUUGGUAAGCAAGAACUCUGAAAAUGAAGCUGCAACAUCAAAGAAGAGAAAAGCCGAGUGUGAGGAUUAUACCAACAUGAUUGGAUUCAGUGGAAACGAUGAGAGCAGCUGUAUUGAUGAAGAAUCAUGUAAAAGGCCUAAGGAGUGCUUUAAGGCAAAGAUUUCAAGCGUUUACUUGCGCACAGAUCCUUCUGAUAACAGCAUGAUUGUGAGGGAUGGAUAUCAAUGGAGAAAAUAUGGUCAGAAGGUGACAAGAGAUAACCCCUCUCCCAGGGCAUACUUCAAGUGCUCCUUUGCCCCAAGUUGUCCAGUCAAGAGAAAGGUGCAAAGAAGUGCUGAAGAUCCAUCAAUCUUGGUGGCUACUUAUGAAGGAGAGCACAACCACCCACAACCUUCUCCAGCUGAAUUGUCAUUUAGUUCCAACUCUAAUGCCAACCCUCGUUCAGCUCCUGUAUCUGCUCCCACCAAAUCUUCAGCUUCCGCUGUAACUCUUGAGUUGAUGCAACCAGCUGGAAUGGGCGAUGAUACCAAAAAACCAGUCCAACAAACAACAAUCCAACAGAUUUUAGUCCAAAAAAUGGCAGCUUCUUUGACUAGAGACCCGAAUUUCACUGCAGCGCUUGCUGCAGCCAUUUCAGGAGGAGUUGUAGACCAGCAUAGGAUACAAAAGUGGUGAAAUUCAACUUAGUUAGGAGAAAUACUUAGUUCUGUACUUUUCUUGGUUUAGUUGAAAAUGGGAGAGAGUGUGUCUAUUGAUGUAAAUAGAAUCUUGAAUAUAAUGUUCGUAAAAGAAAAAAAAAGAAAAAGAAGGCAAUUCUUUGCCAAAGUAGUUCAGCAGGACAGGUCAAGAAUUAAAAUUCAUGAUCCAAUGAUUGUUAAUUAGGCUGUUAUCUUAUGAAUUAAUUCCUUUCUGAACUUGCA